AUGCUCCCUCAGACGAUACUCGCCACUCUCCUCCUGGGCCUCGGCGCCACGGCCGUGCCCAUCGAGAGCCCCGUCGACGUCAUCCGCCGCGCGCCGGCUCCCGGCACCGUCAUCACCAAGUGCGCCAAGCCAGGCGUGCUGGCGCUGGCCUUUGACGACGGCCCGUACACCUACACGCAGAACCUGGUCGACAAGCUCAACGCCGCGGGGGCCAAGGGCACAUUUUUCUUCACGGGCACUCUGUACGGCUGCAUCUACAACCAGGCCAAGGCCGUCAAGAACGCCUACGACAGCGGCCACCAGAUCUCGUCGCACACGUGGACGCACCCGCAGAACUUCGGCUCCCUGUCCGCCCAGGGCCUGACGGCCGAGAUGCAGCGCCUCGAGCAGGCCUUCGUCAACAUCUUCGGCAGGAAGCCGGCCUACAUGCGGCCGCCCUACCUCGCGACGGGCGGGACCGUGCUGUCGACCAUGCGCGCGCUGGGCUACAAGGUCAUCACCGACGACAUCGACGCCGGCGACUGGAACCACGAGUCGCCGCAGCAGAGCCAGGCCAAGUUCACGGCCGCCGGCGCCGGCGGCAACGGCCACAUCCCGCUCAUGCACGAGACGUACGACACGACGGUCAACCAGCUCGUGCCGUGGCUCAUCAACUGGGCCAAGACGAACAACCUCAAGCUCGUCACCGUCGAGCUGACAUGGCAACCGAUACCUAGCCGAGUGCCUGAACGACGCAGAUGGGAUGUACCAGGCUGGCAACUUUACUGGAAACGGCCAGAGCAGAUGCUAGGGGAUCGACAGCACAUGGAGGCGGACAGAUCCGCACACGACCCAGCGUGCAGCGCCGUCAACCGCUGGAAGGUCGCGCUCGAGCAGGAGGAGAACUACCUGCGGGCGUGCCCCGGCAACGGCCCUGCGUCCCCGCCGAACCGCUUCCAGCGCUCGGCCGGGAAGUUCGCAAGCACGGAGAGCACGCAGGUCUACGUGCUGGGCCAGUGGAGGUACUUCGGCGGCGCGGGUGGGCACCAGGAGGCGGUCGAGGUCGUGCUGGAGCACCAGCUCGACCUGCUGCUGCUGUGUCGCGCGGACGAUUGGUAUACGCGCAUGCGAGAUCGGACACCCGCGCUGCUCAUACGCCUGGGACGAGACCUUGAGGGGCUCACAUUUAUCGAGUGGUUCGAGACGACGGCGAGAGAUCCGGCUUACGACUGGCAGGAUCUGGACCUGCCGUUCGUCGAUGCUACCAAGACCAACCUCUUCGAGCCGAUCGCGUGGAAAGCGGAGGAUGCUCACUCGAGCCACCUGUUGGCGCCGAUGCUGAUCGGCAUCCGGAAUCUUGUUAUCUUGCAACACUACCGCUUGACGAUGGCUUUGCUUGUCGGGCGCCUUCCCCAAGAGCUAGUGGACAAGGUGGUAGACGAGGUGCUGGUGCAUAACCGUGGGCGGGAGGAGCUGCGUGGAAUGCCUUGGGAAAUAGUUGAGACGACGAUCAAGGCCAUAGCUUCAGACCUCCGUGCCUUGUACGAGGCAAUGCAGCGAUCCAACCCCUACGUGUGGGAGGUGAUGCUGGACACCCCCCGCAUCGCUGUCGGAGACAUCCCGAUUAUUCCUAUCGCCGAAACCCUCUAUCUCGAAAACCGACGGAUGGGGGCCGCGGCUGGGUUGAUGAAAGAGUCGUCGGCGAUCAUAAAGCCCUAUUGUGCUGCCUGGGAGGAAACUCCCUUUGCCUUCGAUGUGCUUCGGGCUGUGUCGAGCACUUAUCCAGCACCGCCGAGGGAACCAAGCGUGCCCAGCAUGGAGUCAGUGUCACGGCCACCGACCCAGGUUGUGGUGCCUCGAGGGCACUAUCAGACCGCGUCGCAGAAUGUUUCCCCAAUAUCCGAGGAAGCAGAGACAACCCUGCCAGGCGGAGGCGCCGAGAGAUCUGGCCUCGAAAAUGCUCUCCAUGCUGAAAGGCAAUCUUGCCGUGUCAGCGACCUUAGCGACAUAUAUAAUAGCGACUCCACAACUUUACCUUGCAACGACCCCGAGACAGGGGGGACUCACGGCACACGAGAGUUCAGAAGGGAGAAACUUCAACCAUACCGGUUGUUGACAGAUUGUGUGGUUAUUAUUGCACCACUUGUGUUUUUGGCUUUUGCGCUCGCAGUUCUGUUUCUAGAAGCAAAGGACUACGAAGAUGACGUUUAUGCAAAAUGGCGGAACGCAAUUACAGUUUCAGCAACUAUUUUCCCGAUUCUGUUUGCUUCAAUUGUUGGAAGACUGGUAUAUCAAGCUGCCAGAUGGAAGCUCGAACAAGGUGUUAGCCUCGGGACGCUUGAACAAUUGAUUGGCAGCCAGACCGUGGGCACAACCCUAUUGACGCAGAUCAGACUGCGCUCUUUCAACUUCCUUGGCAUCGUCCUGCUUUUGCUCUGGUCAUUAUCGCCGUUGGGUGCUCAAGCUAUUCUUCGAAUGCUUGGUUCGAGCUAUCAGCCGAGGGUUGGACCUUCUCUUGUCUCGUACUUUGACACGGCUGCCGUGUCCAACUUCUACAAUUGGUUUCAAACCGAGUACGACAACUGGGAGACGAUUCAAUCCCGACUGUCUCGGCUUUCGAGUUGGUAUAGCACCCUUUUGCUAACACCGGGAGCCUCGAAGAACGACACAAUGGAUCUUUGGGGCAAUCUCAAGAUUCCGCUCCUGGCGUCAUCCAAUUCUGAUUCCAAAAAUGAGUCGUGGCACGAAAUCGCUGGGGAACCCGACUUUGAAUCGUACUCAGCGUUGGCUGGCAUACCCAUCACUCAUGUUGCUGUCGGGAACACGACAUUUUCGCUGGAGUCCAGCCACAUCAGUCUCCGUUGCUCAAAGUCUCAGGCUGAGACCAUGAAUUACUCCAAGCCGCAGCUACAGGAUCUUGAAUGGGAUGAUUCUGAUUGGAUUGGCCAGCGAGCAUCCAACAAUUUGACUCGAGCGAAUGGAACUUCGCAUGGUUUUCCAAGGAACAGAAGUGAAAUCUUCACGAGAGAUCAGACCCCGGCCUCUACCGCGUGGGGCCUAGGCCUGGAUCGCUUCGUUGACAGUGCCUGGUUAAUCCAUGGGGUAGCGACACCAGCUAUAUUUACCCACGAGAUCGGCAUCGAAACUGGACCGACGCAGCUCAACUUUGAGCUAGCGAUCCAGCAAAUGUAUCCGUACAAACCAUACAAGGUUCAGGCAUUAUGCGCUGUCCGUCAGCAAUACGUCGAAUCUCGCGUGCACUGCUCACGACGCGAGGUAUCAGCCCGCCAAAAUUGCGCCGUCACAGCGCAGCGUGCCUCGCAACUUCAGCAGCCCCCGGAAAGCAUAUCUCCGCUCUCAUUUUCCCAGAUCUUUCGCUAUGUGUCCAAGGAGAUGCCAUUGGCGGGCGGACGUCCAUCGGCCUACGGCGCAGACCUCUCAGUUCAAUACCUAGUCGAUCCAACCUUCGCAGAUCUAGACAAGGCGCUCAAUGUGUCGGGCUUCGUCCAAGCCAGUGAUGCCGAAUUCAGCAACCGCCUGACACAGCUGCUCAAUACCUACUUGCUCCUCAGUCAAACAUUCUUGUCGAUGUCGUCUGGGAGCAUAGACCCAAACGCCAAGUUUGACCCAAACAUCACAGUCGCAGUGGAUACGGAAAAGUUCGUCCAAGUCUAUACCAUCCCCAAGUUCUGGGUGGUGCUUUGCGUUGUGGCCUGUAGCAUUCUCCUCUCUGCCGGGAUACUGAGUGUUGCUCUUGUUCACCUUGCGGACGGGCCCGAGAUCUUUGGCUACGCGUCCACGGUCAUUCGCGAUUCCAGGCAUGUCACUUUGCCUGCUCAUGCCGGCAAAAUGGAGGGAAUCGAUCUGUCAAUACUUGCAAAGAACGAGAGGGUACGAUAUGGCUUCACAGAGACUAUUGUAGAAGGCAGAUCGCUGCUUGGAGUUGGACGUGAGCACGAGACUGAGAGCAUUAUACAUCACCUGCGGUAA
This is a messenger RNA of Thyridium curvatum, 3969 nucleotides long. RefSeq lists its product as uncharacterized. The record is from RefSeq and is a predicted model, not a curated record. Gene Ontology annotation, biological process: carbohydrate metabolic process. Gene Ontology annotation, molecular function: hydrolase activity, acting on carbon-nitrogen (but not peptide) bonds. Bases 1 to 3969 code for a protein of 1322 amino acids. The transcript has 6 exons. NCBI's taxonomy places the organism in Eukaryota, Fungi, Ascomycota, Sordariomycetes, Thyridiales, Thyridiaceae.